AUGGAUCAUAUACCGUCGUUGCCCAAGUCCAUCAAGGGGAACACCGAACUGCUCAUUUGGGUCGACCUUUUCUCGGGAUAUGUGAUUGCAAAGGCUAGCUCCUCUCGGACGGCACAAACAAUAGCGGAGAAUUACGAAGAAUGUGUGUUUCGACGCUUCGGAGCUAGCGAGGCUAUCAGGCACGAUCGAGAACCGGGAUUUAUGUCCGACUUCUUUCGAGCCUUCAGUCGGAUCGUAGGACAAAAACAGCGUGCUACUAUGGCUUACAGGCCACAAGCAAAUGGAACAGCCGAACGAAUGGUGCAAACCCUGACACAUUCGCUCAAGAUGUACGUGGCUGAAGUUGACCAGCGAGACUGGGAUGAGUAUGCUGAGCGGCUCACCUUUGCCAUUAACACUGCACAAGAUCGGAUCCGGGGGAUACCCCAUUUUAUCUGA
This is a messenger RNA of Peronospora matthiolae, 438 nucleotides long. Lineage: Eukaryota; Oomycota; Peronosporomycetes; Peronosporales; Peronosporaceae. The record is from the annotation of a GenBank genome assembly.